AUGGACUCGAGUAACGACCACCCCAAAAUUGUUAGAAUAAUGUCAGAAAGUCUCGCCAAGGAAAAGAUAGAACAGUUCAAAGGUCACGCGUACUCUACGACGCAUCAUGAUAGAAAGUACCUUCCUGGCCUAGACACAUCCACGGAUCGAGUAUUUCCUAUUCGUUCUGUCGUGUCAUCGAGCGGGUCUGCGCCUUUUCUGAGGGGAGGCGAAGCCAAGCAGAUCAAAAUUAUCAAUGAACACCCUACAACACCUACCAAUACUAAACUGCAUGAUCAUUAUAUCGAGAAUCAACAGACUGGGUGUGCUACACCAUCGAUGCCGACACCAGGGGUGCAACAACCCGAGAUUUCCGCCCAGCGCAAGAAAGGAACUGAGCCAAACACUGAAUCUGUCACUCAUCAAUAUAAGCACGAGAUAAUUGAUGGUGGACACGCUCUCAUCACGGGACUUAGUAGCUCUUCUUUUCGAUGUGGGGACGAUCCAAUCCGCACUCCGGGUACUAUCCAGAGCUUCGGGGUAAUGAUCGCCAUGCGCGAAGAGGCGCCAGAUGUGUUAGUGGUGCGGGUGGCCAGUGAGAACUCAGAGCAGUUGUUGGGGUACACGCCAAAACAACUAUUUGAAUUGCCAAACUUUUGCGACAUUUUAAACGAGAGCCAGUCCGAUACGCUCCUUGAUCAUUUGGAACUUGUGCGCGAUGACGCGUAUGACCCUAGCACUACAGGUCCGGAGGUCUUCCCUUUGUCAAUUCCCACACCAUCUGGCGAGAUCAAUCGAUUCUGGUGUGCGGCUCAUAUCAGCGAAUCUCAGAAAGACAUUAUAAUUUGCGAGCUUGAGCUAGAAGUCGACAAUGUCAACCCGCUAAACAACCCAGGAGAAGAUGCCCCUGCCACCCCAGUCGACGUAUUUACUCCUGCUACCCCAGUCAACACAAUGGGUCAAUCUUCUACUCCCGAACAACUUGCCAUCAGUAACAUCAGUAUUAGCCAACCAUUACGAAUUUUCCGUGGCGCCAGACGACGUACGGGCGAUAAUGUAACAGAGAUGUUCAGCGCUCUCUUCCAGAUCCAACAGCAAAUUGAGCGCGCUGAUAACUUAGAAGAUCUUCUGAAUAUAACGGCCGGGUUGGUUAAAGAGCUCACCGGGUUUCACAAAGUGAUGAUCUACCAAUUCGACAGUAACUGGAGCAGCCUAGUUGUGGCUGAAGUAUCCGACCCCAGAAUGUCUGUUGAUCUUUACAAGGGACUUCACUUUCCGGCCUCCGACAUCUCUGUUCAAGCCCGGGAGCUAUAUCGAAUCAAUAAGGUCCGAACAUUUUAUGAUCGAGACCAAGUAACCUCCCGACUUGUCUGUCGGACGCUCCAGGAUCUCGAAGCGCCUUUAGAUAUGACCCACGCGUAUCUACGAUCCUUUUCACCUGCUCAUGCUCAAUACCUCGGCAACUUGGGCGUCCGCUCAUCCAUGUCAAUCAGUGUCAAUGCCUUCAACGGUCUUUGGGGCUUAAUAUCAUGUCACUCCUAUGGCACAGUAGGGAUGCGUGUUUCAUUUCCUCUCCGACGAAUGUGCUAUCUAUUAGGUGAUACGGUUUCACGAAGUAUAGAACGGCUUUCCUAUACCUCGCGAUUACAGGCACGAAAACUGAUCAAUACUGUUCCAUCAGAAACUAAUCCGUCUGGUUAUAUCGUUGCUUCCUCUCAUGAACUGCUCCAAUUAUUCGAUGCCGACUGUGGAGCACUCUGUAUCAACGAUGAGACAAAUAUCCUUGGCAAUGGCAGCGAGUCGUCCCAGGAAAUACUCGCCCUUGUAGCAUACUUGCGAUUGCGCCCGCUUAGUUCUGUCCUUGCAACCCAUAGCAUUACUCGGGAUUUCCCCGAUUUACAAUAUGGUACUGGCCUAAAGACUAUUUCAGGCUUACUUUUUGCACCACUAUCAGAAAAUGGCAGUGAUUUUCUCUGCUUGUUCCGGAAAGCCAAUCUUACAGAAAUCCAGUGGGCUGGUAACCCCUACAAAUUUGGUCUCAACCCUCGUGACGAUUUUACUCCCUGGCGUGAGACUAUCCUCAGUCAGGCUCGUGAGUGGAGUGAGUCUGACAUAGAUACUGCAGCUACACUUUGUCUUGUAUACGGCCAAUUCAUCCGAAUUUGGCGCCAAAGGGAGGAUGAAAGGAAUAAAUCCCACCUCUCCCGCAUGAUGUUGGCCUGCUCCGCAAAUGAAGUUCGCACGCCACUGAACGCCAUUAUCCAUUACUUGGAGCUAACUCUAGAGGGCAACCUGGAUCCUGAAAUUCGUGAAAGUCUCAUGAAGUCACACUCCGCGUCAAAAUCCCUCAUCUACGUGAUCAACGACUUACUCGACUUAACACGGACGGAGAAAGGCCAAAACUUGGUCAAAGAUGAGCAAUUUGACCUUCGGGCAACAUUUAAGGACGCUGCAGAUAUGAUGGCCGGGGAAGCCAAGACGAAGAAUAUCUCGUAUAGGGUAGCAGUUUAUCCUGGAGUUCCCGAUUCUGUGCUGGGCGACGAAAGGCGCAUAAGGCAGAUGUUCUUGAAUGUGAUCUCCAACGCCGUACAGCAUACUGAUUCAGGUGCUGUCACUGUUGAGAUGUGGCCUUCAAUCACGCAGCAGAGAUUACCUGGCCACGUCGCCAUCGAGGCCGUGAUCGUUGACACUGGAGUUGGUAUGUCUAAAACUAAAAUGGAGGCUCUUUUUCAGGAACUUGAACAAGUUUCAGAAUAUGAAUAUGAAAAAUACGUGCCGGAAAAGCGUGUGUUGGGUCUUGGACUUGCUUUGGUAGCAAGGAUCAUCCACAAUACGCAAGGCCAGCUUGGUGUCCAGUCUGUAGAAGGCAGAGGCAGUCAAUUUAGGCUUAUUUUACAGUUCAAACUACCCAACAGCACUACAAGAGCAACCCACGAGGAAUUAAGACCUGUUGGGUCCCCAAUGCUGCCCACACCAUGCGUCUCAGACCAUGAGUUCACCUUAGGUGCUAGAGCCUCAUACGGCAACCUUGAAGUGCCAAUGCCUGUUCAGUCCCCUAUGCCACCCACUCCACUCACCUCGGACCAUGAGUUCACCUGGGAUACUGUAGCCUCACACGGUAGCCAUGAAGUACCAAUACCUACUUCUUCCACUAUGCCGCCCACGCCACUUGACUCAGACCACGAGUUCCCAUUAAAUCCUGGAAUCUCGGAUGAUAUCCAUGAACAGCGGAGACAGAACAUUGACAGUAUUCGCAGUGAAGGCAAUUCUCUCAGCCGAGGAAUCCUCAACCAUGCUGAUAGACUCAUUAAAGCUAUGCAGGAAUCUUCUAAUGAUCAAUUGAUUAAAUGUGGAGGUUCGGACAUGAUACAAAACACGCAACCAACCAACCCUUCAAGUCCUAAGUACGUCUUGUCGCCGUUGGCAUCACCUACAUUGGUCUUUAAGUCAGGAAACCCCACGGAUGGUCAUUUUAGCGGGCUUUCGGCCAUGAAGAAACCCUCACCGAUGGGACUGCAGCCGCUCAAGACCCCUCCCACUCCAGGCACACAGAAUAUCACAGGAUCUGGUGUUCCGAUGGGUUCGCUUCAAAUUUCCAAUCAAGACGUCAAGUGCCAACCUAGACUCACGGAAAGAACGUCAUACUUUCCAAUGAUGCCGAUCGAAGAAGAGACAUCUUCCCUCCCCUUGAUGCCUGCUGGGGAACCUAAAACACCAAAGCUCAAAUCGACUAAAGAUCUCGUUUCACCAAUGGCAAUAGCACCCCCACGAAAAUCAAAAUAUCUACACGUGCUUGUAGCAGAGGACGAUAUCAUAAAUAGCAAGAUCAUCCAGAAGCGUUUGACAAAUAUCGGGCAUACAGUGCACCUCACCAGCAACGGUAAAGCUUGCGCACAUGCGUACGAGCUUGACAGCUCGUCCUUUGAUAUCGUCUUGAUGGAUAUUCAGGUAAGGGUUACUUAA
This is a messenger RNA of Penicillium taxi, 3942 nucleotides long. RefSeq lists its product as uncharacterized. Gene Ontology annotation, biological process: regulation of DNA-templated transcription; detection of visible light; phosphorelay signal transduction system. Bases 1 to 3942 code for a protein of 1313 amino acids. The record is from RefSeq and is a predicted model, not a curated record. Lineage: Eukaryota; Fungi; Ascomycota; Eurotiomycetes; Eurotiales; Aspergillaceae. The transcript has a single exon. Gene Ontology annotation, molecular function: phosphorelay sensor kinase activity; protein binding.